CACUGCUUUUCCACGUCAGUGUGUUUACCAAAACCAGACUGACAGCUACAGGAAGUCGGUCCCUUUAUUCAUUAUUUAUACGUUACUGAAGACUUAAUGAAUAGAAAGAGUUUUUAAAUUUUAUAUAGUGAUAAAGUGGAAUGUCCGAUUCCUGUAGCUUGUCCAGGUGUCGCAAGGAACUGAACUUUGCUUCUUUUCUGGCAACCCUCGCUAGCUAGCCUGCUAGCUCACUGAGCUAGCAUAGGUACAUUUGGAUCCCGUUGGAAAAGGAGCAGCCGCACAAAGGAAAGCAGCAUGGUGGACAAGAACAUCUACAUUGUCCAAGGUGAAAUUACCACUGUUGUUGGAGCGAUAAAGAGAAACUCCAGAUGGAAUACUCAUACAUCACUGGAUGAGGAACAGGAUCCAUUACUGAACAGCUUUGGACAGCUCAAGGAAAUACUCAAUAACAUUAAAGAACUCUCAGAUGUUGAACCCAACGUUUUCCUGAGACCUUUUCUGGAAGUCGUUCGCUCCGAGGACACCACUGGACCAAUCACAGGCCUCGCUCUUACCUCAGUCAACAAGUUCCUCUCCUAUGGCCUUAUUGAUGCAAACCACGAGGCAGCAGCAGAGGCCAUUGAGAACAUGGCGGACGCAGUCACACACGCUCGGUUUGUGGGAACCGAUCCUGCCAGCGACGAGGUCGUUCUCAUGAAGAUUCUGCAGGUGUUGAGGACGCUGCUGCUGACGCCAGUUGGAGCCCACCUGACCAAUGAGUCCGUCUGUGAAAUUAUGCAGUCCUGCUUUAGAAUCUGCUUCGAGAUGCGUCUGAGCGAGCUUCUCAGGAAGUCGGCUGAACACACUCUGGUUGACAUGGUACAGCUGCUGUUUUCCAGACUGCCCCAGUUCAAAGAAGAGGCCAAGAGUUACGUGGGUGCCAACAUGAAAAAGUUGAAAAUGCGUGCUGGUGGGAUGAGCGAAUCUUCCAAAUGGAAGAAGCAAAAGCGCUCACCAAGGCCUCCUCGCCACAUGGUACGAAGUGCCUCAGGUGGGAUGGACCACAGUCAGCCCAGCACCCUCAGCAACAACCUCACUGGUGGUGUUCCAUUCAUCGACCAAGGCUCCGGUUCUGGACUCCCAGCCUCAGACAGCGCCGGCUCCUCCAUAUCCAGCCCCACAGACAGCGGCCUGGAUACCUGUUCCAAAGCCACGUCUAGAGAUGACCUUUCUGACCUGGACCAGUGUAGCUCCUCUGUGAACACCCCCUGUUCUGCUGCUUCACCCCCUGGCUCUGAGUCUGGCUCACACGAUGCACCGCUUGAGGGAAAGCUGGCUGAGCCAGCUCCGUCAGCCUCAGUGGAGUCCAUUCCAGAAGUUCUCGAGGAUAAAGAAUCUGACAACACCUCUGUGCAUGACAUGGACUACGUCAAUCCUCGUGGAGUCCGGUUUACACAGUCCACCCAACGAGAUGGUGUAUCCCUCAUUCCUUACGGCUUGCCAUGUCUAAGGGAACUCUUCCGCUUCCUGAUCUCCUUGACCAACCCUCAUGACCGACACAACACCGAUGCCAUGAUGCACAUGGGCCUUCAGCUGCUGACUGUCGCACUCGAAUCAGCAAACAUCGCUAACUACCAGUCUUUGCUCAUCUUGGUCAAAGAAGAGCUAUCUAGACACCUAUUUCAGUUGCUGAGUGUGGAGCGCAUGAACCUCUAUGCUGCUUCCAUACGAGUGUGCUUCCUGCUCUUUGAGAGCAUGAGAGUCCAUCUAAAGUUUCAGCUGGAGAUGUACCUGAAGAAACUGAUGGACAUCAUCACAUCAGAGAACAUUAAGAUGCCCUACGAGAUGAAGGAGAUGGCUCUGGAGGCGCUGGUCCAGCUGUGGAGAAUCCCCAGCUUCGUCACUGAGCUGUUCAUCAACUACGACUGCGACUUCUACUGCUCCAAUCUCUUUGAAGACCUCACCAAGCUGCUGUCCAAGAAUGCGUUCCCAGUGUCGGGGCAGCUGUACACUACCCACCUGCUGUCACUGGAGGCCCUGCUGACGGUCAUUGAUAGUAUUGAAGCCCACUGCCAAGCCAAGGUCCCCGACGCCGUGGCGCAGCAAGACCAGUCGGACACGCUGCUGGCUGAAGGUGAAGCCUCCAGCACAAAUGGUACAGACUCUACCACUGAACUAACUCAGCUUGGCAACACUAAUGUAAACCAUGCACCAGCUGACAGUUCACCAGUAUGCCCGCCCACCAGUGGACAUUUGAUGGCGGAGCGGAUGAGAUUAGGCCGACAGGACCAAGGAGCCGCUGAAGCUGAGAAGAGAACUCCGAAAAAGCCCCAGCGUUUCUCCUCAUACCUACCCGACUCUCAAGAGUUGCUGGAGAUUAGAACGAAGAAAAAGCUGCUGAUCACAGGUACUGAGCAGUUUAACCAGAAGCCCAAGAAGGGAAUCCAGUUCCUCCAGGAGAAAGGACUCCUCAGUGACCCCCUGGACAACAACCAGGUGGCCCAGUGGUUGAAGGAAAACCCCCGCCUUGACAAGAAAAUGAUCGGCGAGUACAUCAGUGAUCGCAAGAACUUGGAGCUCUUGGACAGCUUUGUGAAUACUUUCACCUUCCAGGGGCUUCGGAUCGACGAGGCUCUGCGGCUUUACCUGGAGGCCUUCAGACUACCCGGAGAGGCUCCUGUCAUUCAGAGGCUGCUGGAAACCUUCACAGACAACUGGCAUAAAGUGAACGGCUCUCCAUUCAUGACCAACGACGCCGGCUUUGCCCUGGCCUACGCCGUCAUCAUGCUAAACACUGACCAGCAUAACCACAACGUCCGGAAACAGAACAUUCCCAUGACGGUGGAGCAAUUUAAGAAAAACCUGAAGGGCGUCAACGGAAACAAAGACUUUGACCAGGACAUGCUGGAAGAUAUCUACAACGCCAUCAAGAAUGAGGAGAUCGUGAUGCCAGAUGAACAGACGGGCUUAGUGAAGGAGAACUAUGUCUGGAGCGUGCUGCUGCAUCGCGGAGCGGCUUCGGAGGGCGUUUUCCUCCAUCUUCCACCCAGCAGCUACGACCACGACCUGUUCACCAUGACGUGGGGGCCCACCAUCGCUGCACUCUCCUACGUGUUUGACAAGAGCCUGGAUGACAGCAUCAUCCAGAAGGCCAUCAGUGGCUUCAGAAAAUGUGCUGUGAUCGCUGCUCAUUAUGGCUUCAGUGACGUGUUUGACAACCUGAUCAUCUCCCUCUGCAAAUUCACCACUCUGAGCAGUGAGUCGGUGGAAAACCUCCCGACAGUGUUUGGCAGCAACAGCAAGGCUCAGACGGCAGCCAAAACUGUGUUUGACCUGUCCCAUCGGCACGGCAACAUCCUGAGAGAGGGCUGGAAGAACAUCAUGGAGUCCAUGCUGCAGCUGUUCCGGGCAGAGCUGCUGCCCAAAGCCAUGGUUGAGGUGGAGGAUUUCGUGGAGCCAAACGGGAAAAUUUCUCUUCAGAGGGAGGAAACCCCUUCAAAUCGCGGUGAGUCUGCCGUUUUGAGUUUUGUCAACUGGCUGACUCUGAGUGGAGCCGAGCAGUCUGGACUCCGAGGACCGUCAACGGAAAACCAGGAAGCAAAGCAGGCCGCCAUCCUCUGCAUCAAGCAAUGUGACCCAGAGAAGUUGAUCACGGAGAGCAAGUUCCUCCAGCUGGAGUCUCUGCAGGAGCUGAUGAAGGCGCUGAUAUCGGUCACCCCAGAUGAGGAGACGUAUGAUGAAGAGGAUGCUGCCUUCUGCCUGGAGAUGCUGCUGCGCAUCGUCCUGGAGAACAGGGACCGCGUGUCCUGCGUUUGGCAGACGGUCCGAGACCACCUCUACCACCUGUGCGUUCACGCCACGGAGAGCUGCUUCCUGGUGGAGCGGGCCGUGGUGGGCCUGCUGAGACUCGCCAUCCGCCUUCUGCGCCGAGAAGACAUCAGCUCGCAGGUUCUCCUCUCUCUGCGCCUCCUCCUCAUGAUGAAGCCCCAUGUGCUGUCCCGGGUCAGCAGGGAGGUUUCCUUUGGCCUUCACGAGCUCCUGAAGACUAAUGCCGCCAACAUCCACUGCACGGACGACUGGUACACUCUCUUCUCUCUGCUGGAGUGCAUCGGUGCUGGAGUCAAGCCUCCGGCCUCGUUCCAGCUCGCCUCCACCACCGCCGACAGCGACGCAGGCGCUCAGUCCGACAGUGAACUCUCAUCGUACCACGCCAGUGAAGUGAGCUCCGACCGUGGAUACACGUCUGACUCUGAGGUCUACACCGAGCACAGCAAGGCCAGGAUGCCGCGCUCCACCACAGACGUGGAUGUAGCGAGUAGCGGAUGGCUGGUGGUGGGUAAGGAUGAUCUGGAGAUAAAUAAGACCCCCCAGGUGAACUCCAAAGCUCAGCUGAAUCACCCUCUAGUCAACCAGUACAGCCUGACUCUGGGUCAGGACCUGGGCCAGCACGACACCAAGUCUCUGGUCAAGUGUGUGGAGACUCUGUCCUUCAUCGUGCGGGACGCGGCCCACGUCACACCCGACAACUUUGAGCUGUGUGUGCGAGCCAUCCGAGUGUUCGUGGAGGCCAGCCUGAACGGAGGCUACCGCAAUCAUGACAAGAAGAAGAGCCACAAGUACGACUCCUCAAAGUCCCGGAUGAGGAAGAAGGCCGGGGGGAAGGAGAAGGACGGUGGAGCCGGGUUGAGGCGGGGCGGCGGCGGCAGAGCAUCCGGUCAGCGGCUUUCCCGUUCCCACAGUGAUGAUGAGGAGGAUGAAGGAGUCCCUGCCAGCUAUCACACUGUGUCAUUACAGGUUAGUCAAGACCUGUUGGACCUGAUGCACACGCUGCACACCCGGGCAGCCAACAUCUACAGCUCCUGGGCAGAGGAACAGCGCCACCUAGAGACCGCAGGCAAGAAGAUCGAGGCUGAUUCACAGACUCUGUGGACCAGCUGCUGGUGCCCGCUGCUGCAGGGCAUUGCUUGGCUCUGCUGUGAUGCCAGGCGACAGGUGCGCAUGCAGGCGCUCACCUACCUCCAGAGGGCGCUGCUGGUGCACGACCUGCAGACCCUGGAUGCUACAGAGUGGGAGUCCUGCUUCAACAAGGUGCUGUUCCCUCUGCUCACCAAACUGCUGGAUAACAUCAGCCCAGCAGACGUAGGAGGCAUGGAGGAGACCAGAAUGAGGGCCUGCACGCUGCUGUCAAAGGUUUUCCUGCAGCACCUCUCUCCUCUGCUGUCGCUGCCCACCUUCGCUGCUCUCUGGCUCACCAUCCUGGACUUCAUGGACAAGUACAUGCAUGCAGGCUCCAGCGACCUGCUGCUGGAGGCCAUACCCGAGUCUUUGAAGAACAUGCUGCUGGUGAUGGACACAGCCGGCAUCUUCCACAGCACCGACUCCAGGACGGGCUACUCCGACCUGUGGGAGAUCACCUGGGAAAGGAUCGUCUGUUUCCUGCCUAACCUGAGGGAGGAGCUCUUCAAACAGACCGUCAUUCAGGACCCCACCCCCGCACCACCUGCUGAGGCAUCCACCCCCGCACCACAGAGGCCUUCAUCCCCCCAGGCGCCUCAAACCCAACAACCCUCUCCUGUUCCAGCAGGCCAAGCUGAGACACCCAGCAGUCUAGAGUCUCCACAGAAGCCCAAGCCGCUCAGCACCAACGGUUCAGACCAGUCUCCUCCCACUCCACCGGCCAUUCCUGCCACUCCCCCACCAUUAACCACGCCCCCCAUUCCAGCGCCGUCCCCUCUGAGCCAGUCCCCCCUCAUCCUGCAGCCCCUCGCCUCCCCUCUACAGGUGGGGGUUCCUCCCAUGUCCCUCCCCAUCAUUCUGAACCCCGCCCUCAUCGAGGCCACCUCCCCCGUACCGCUGCUGUCCGGAGUCAAACCCGCCACCUCUACCGAUGAAGUCAAGUAAAGGUCGGCCGCCAAUAUCCGGGACGCCACGCCUUCCAGCGUUUAAUAAGAGACGCGGCGGUUUAGGUUUGAUCCUCAGAAAACCACGCUGGCAUUCACUGAGGGGGAGGGGGACAUUACACUACAGUGACAUCUACCCCCACCCUAAAAACGACAAGCCACUUUUUAGUCUUGCAUUACAAUUUUAAUUUAGUAAAGUGGAAAAAAGAGGCGGGUUGUUUCCUGAAGGAAAGCAGUUUCUGAGUCGGUGGGACUGAAUUAUGCUCCGCCUUCAUGGCUGACUCAGCAAAAAACGGACCUCCGCUUGAUCUUUUGAGUUGAAUCUGGAUCAGAGCCAGCCUCUUCUUACCUGCAUGUUGGCGGUUUAGAGGAUUUCCUGAAGAACAGCUUCAGUUUUUCCACAAAUCUUCUCCUCCACGACCGUCUGACGUCUAGAACUAAAACAGAUGAUGACCUCCAAUAAUCAGGGAUUAUUGGAGGUCAUCAUCUGUCCUCUUCUAUCUCACCUAAUUCCCAUCGAAUGAAAUUUCACUAAACCAAAACUGAGAGCAAACUUCACAUCAAGUGUCAUCCGCUUUUCAGAAUAAAAGCUUGAAUAGUCUCAAAACCAACAAAUUUUGAGCUUCCACCGUAUUUAAUGUUAUUUAUUGAAGUGGGAGGAGCUAAUGUUUGAAUCAGAAACAUCCUGGAAGCGGGGGGGGGUUCAUAGACUUCUCUAAAACUGAUCUGUGCUUGAAUGGUAAAAGUCUAUUGAUAUCAUGUGUGUACAGAUAUAUAUAUAUGUAUAAAUAUAUGUAUACAUAUAAAUUAAAUGUACUUUUUAAUACAUAAUAAAUAUAGUGCUAAAAGUGUC
This is a messenger RNA of Oryzias melastigma (Indian medaka), 6732 nucleotides long. RefSeq names its product golgi brefeldin A resistant guanine nucleotide exchange factor 1 (gene gbf1). The record is from RefSeq and is a predicted model, not a curated record. NCBI's taxonomy places the organism in Eukaryota, Metazoa, Chordata, Actinopteri, Beloniformes, Adrianichthyidae. The transcript has 40 exons. Gene Ontology annotation, molecular function: guanyl-nucleotide exchange factor activity. Gene Ontology annotation, biological process: regulation of ARF protein signal transduction. Bases 295 to 5880 code for a protein of 1861 amino acids.